Molecule: messenger RNA, 1714 nt
Organism: Tripterygium wilfordii
Lineage: Eukaryota; Viridiplantae; Streptophyta; Magnoliopsida; Celastrales; Celastraceae
Product: cysteine proteinase COT44-like
Exons: 4
Coding region: 260-1390 (376 amino acids)
Cellular component (GO): lysosome
Molecular function (GO): cysteine-type endopeptidase activity
Source: RefSeq, a predicted model, not a curated record
AAACUAAAGACUGCUUGUUUCCAACGUCUCCCCCAAGACCCGGGUUCUUGUGACCAGUCUCUGACCUCUCCACCGCCCACUAAGCCACACCAAGUUGGACCCCCAACUUCCUUUCUUCACGGCAUACAUCGUUAACACCACAAGUUUGCAUUAUUUUAUUCAGAUUCACUUCACUGCCUAUAUAAAUCAGCUCAAUAGUCUCUCAAUUCCUCAUCCAUCAAUCCAUUCAAAUCUCCCAAGAUUGAUUCUUUCAGCAACAAUGGCAAAAAUGGUCCUUUCCCUUCUCUUCUUCCUAUUCUUCACUUCCUCACUUGCCUCCUCAGACAUGUCUAUUAUCAAUUACAACACUAACCACCCAAAUCAUGCCCAGAAGAACUCUAGCUGGAGAAGCGAGGAGGAGGUGAGGAGUGUGUAUCAAUGGUGGCUUGCAAAGCAUGGCAGAGUAUACAAUGGAGUAGAAGAGCAAGAGAAGAGAUUCGGGGUUUUUAAGGAUAAUCUGAGGUUUAUUGAUGAACAUAAUUCAGAAAAUCGCAUGUACAGAGUUGGGUUGACCAGGUUUGCUGAUUUGACGAAUGAGGAGUACCGGGCCUUGUAUUCUGGCACCAGAAGUGACGCUAAGCGCAGGCUUAUGAAGUCCAAAAAUGCCAGCAAUAGGUAUGUUUUCAGGGCCAGUGACAAGUUGCCGGAGUCUGUGGAUUGGAGAGAGGAGGGUGCCGUUGGUCCGAUCAAAGAUCAAGGAACUUGCGGUAGUUGCUGGGCUUUCUCUACCAUAGCUGCAGUAGAGGCAAUAAACAAGAUCGCAACAGGAGACCUAAUCUCGCUAUCAGAACAGGAGCUUGUGGACUGUGACCGGACCGAAAACCAAGGAUGCAAUGGAGGCCUAAUGGACUACGCCUUCCGCUUCAUCAUGGAUAACGGUGGCAUAGAUACCGACCAAGAUUAUCCCUAUCAAGGCAGUAACGGCCGAUGUGACCCUGUUCGGAAGAAUGCAAAGGUUGUUAGCAUCGAUGGGUACGAGGAUGUCCCACAAUCUGAUGAGAAAUCACUGCAGAAAGCAGUGGCUCAUCAGCCUGUGAGUGUGGCCAUUGAAGCUGGUGGACGGGCCUUUCAACUAUACCAGUCGGGUGUUUUUACUGGUGAAUGUGGUUCAGCCUUGGACCAUGGAGUGGUGAUUGUUGGAUAUGGAACAGAGGAUGGUGUGGAUUAUUGGAUUGUGAGGAAUUCGUGGAGCACGAACUGGGGUGAGAGUGGUUAUAUCAGAAUUCAGCGCAAUGUGGGUGACACUGGCAAGUGUGGAAUUGCUAUGGAGUCAUCUUACCCAGUCAAGGAAAUCCAAAGCUCUGCUACCUUUAACUGGUUUAACGUAAACACUCAGAUCAGUAGUGCUUGAAAAGCUGUUUUCAUGGCUGUUUCUUUUCUGGGUUAGAAGAAAAGUCAAGAAACCUAUCAGGAUAGACAUUAGAUAGUGUUAGGCAAUGUUCUUUGUUUAUUUCAUUGGAUUCCCUUGAAUCCUUCCUGGUAUGAUUAACGCCAGAGGAGGUCAUGGUUAUGAUUAUUUUGAUGAUUAGUAUUGUAAAUAGGUUGUCAUUCGUGGAUUCUGGUAUUGUUGGAGUCUCAAUGAUGCCGUUUGGUUCACAUUAGCUCCUCUCCCAAAUGGUUACUUAUCAUUUCCUUCGAAGUUAAUCUCAAUUUAUCCAAUAGCUUUUCAUGCUGA